Molecule: messenger RNA, 432 nt
Organism: Saprolegnia diclina VS20
Lineage: Eukaryota; Oomycota; Saprolegniomycetes; Saprolegniales; Saprolegniaceae
Exons: 2
Coding region: 49-432 (127 amino acids)
Source: RefSeq, a predicted model, not a curated record
ACGCAGACCACGGCCGCCACAAGAGGACGUCAUUUUCCCAUUCGAUCCAUGACGCGCCCCAAGUGCCGCAACGCGUACCAGCGCAUGAUGCAGCGUCGGUACAAGCAAGCCCACCUCAAGCUCCGUGGCGAGCUUAUCGAGACCGCCGCGCUCCUCGAGAAGCACCUCGCACUGCGCCGCGCCACGCCGAUGGUGUCGUGGAAAGAUAUUGCAGACGAGCUCCGCACCGACAUCGACCGUCUCCAAGAAGAAAAUGUGACCCUUCACAGCUUCAUGCCGAUGCCGGGCAACUGCAACAGCUACCAGAACUGCAAGGACGUCACGGGCAAGAGCGGCUUCAACGUGCCCGUGUACGUGACGCCCACCACCAACGCGGGCCAGGGCUCGUGCACGGAGCUCCGCGUCACCAAGGCCGACUCGGGUGACGCCUAG